UGCUGGUCCUUUCCGUCUACAUUCUGGUUGUUGGUUUUGUCUCUGUUGAAUCAGCCAGGUAUCCCACUGGUGAAUCCCGCCUCUACAAUGACAUUAUCUGGAAUAACAACCCAUAUGAAAGGCCCAUAUACAACAAAUCGGAAACAAUUACAGUUGAAUUUGACUUUCAUCUACAUACUGUGAGCCGAUACAUUGAAUCUCAGCAACAACUCGUAUGCACAGGCUGGUUUACCGUGACGUGGAUAGAUCAGUUUCUUACCUGGAAUACGGAGAUGUAUGACGGACUUGAGUUCAUCAGGCCUCCAGAUAGCUACGUCUGGAAACCGGAUAUUGUUGUGGCCAACUCCUUCCAACAGCUUGACCGCCUCGGGGGAGAUUUCGUGUCUCUGAAAUUAUUUUCGGAUGGACGCGUUCAGUGGAUGCCAGGAGACCUAUUCUACCUGCACUGUGAGACGGACGUCACGGUGUAUCCAUUUGACAGCCUCUCGUGUUCCAUUGAGGUAGUUGUCUGGUCAUAUUCAACCUCAGAGGUGGAGCUGAAAGCCAGGCAGUCAGAAGCUGGAACCUCCAGUUCCAACAUUGGCGGUCAGUGGAAGCUGAAACCAACAUCAAUCACAUCAAGGGAAAAGACUCUUGACAACAAGCCAAUAUCGCAUGUGAUCAUAAACCUCACCCUGGAUAGACGGCCUGUAAAUUUUGUCUUCAACUUCAUCCUCCCUGUGUUAAUUCUGUCCGUCCUGGGGACGUUUGUGUUUCUAAUUCCUGCAGAUUCAGGAGAAAAGAUAUCGUUUGCCAUAACAAUUCCUCUGUCAUAUGGCGUCUACAUGGGCUUCCUGACAGACAUGGUGCCACAGAGCUCGCACGGUAUAUCAGCCUUCGUCAUCUUCCUUGGACUCACGCUUACACUGUCUGCAGUAUUUGUCAUCGUCAGCAUCUUCAGUGUCCGGUUCUGUGGGCGAAGUGACUCAAGACCCAUUAGUAAAACAUUACAGCGUCUCACAAUUUGGAUUGAAAAGGUAGAUGCAGCCGGGCGGUGUAGAAGUCGUGAAAACCCUCCAACUGAGGAAUUAGGGCAGUUACAGGAGCUUCCGGCCAAACCUGCUGCUCCCCCCGUCACAUGGCAGCGGGUGAGCAAAGCCCUGGAUCUGUGUUUCUUCUGGUUACUGUGUAUCCCCUUAUUUUUGGGAAUCCCAGCAAUAUUGAUUUACAUUGCACUGAACUUGUACUACUAGGUGAUGAGUGAGUGAGUUUAGUUUUACGCCGCACUCAGCAAUAUUCCAGCUAUAUGGCA
Molecule: messenger RNA, 1291 nt
Organism: Haliotis rubra (blacklip abalone)
Lineage: Eukaryota; Metazoa; Mollusca; Gastropoda; Lepetellida; Haliotidae
Product: neuronal acetylcholine receptor subunit alpha-7-like
Exons: 1
Coding region: 273-1232 (319 amino acids)
Biological process (GO): nervous system process; monoatomic ion transmembrane transport; regulation of membrane potential
Cellular component (GO): synapse; membrane; neuron projection
Molecular function (GO): neurotransmitter receptor activity; transmembrane signaling receptor activity; extracellular ligand-gated monoatomic ion channel activity
Source: RefSeq, a predicted model, not a curated record